Molecule: messenger RNA, 513 nt
Organism: Papaver somniferum (opium poppy)
Lineage: Eukaryota; Viridiplantae; Streptophyta; Magnoliopsida; Ranunculales; Papaveraceae
Product: serpin-Z2B-like
Exons: 2
Coding region: 1-513 (170 amino acids)
Molecular function (GO): serine-type endopeptidase inhibitor activity
Source: RefSeq, a predicted model, not a curated record
AUGGAUCAUAAACUAAAAGUAAACCCUCCUUUCAAAUCUCAUGGAUCCUCAGGAAGUAGAUUUAUAAUGAAAAGUGAGCAACCUAAAAAGAGCAUCAAAACUACCAAUUCAUGCAUGAAACUCGUCAAAGAACGGUGGUUAAGCGAAUCGAAGAAUGGAAAUCCUGUAUUCUCUCCAUUCUCGAUGGACACUGCUCUUGGGUUGCUAGCUUCUGGAGCAACUGGACUAGUUUUGCCUUUUGAUGAAUUCAAGGCAGAGCUGACUGAGAUGCUGAGUGGUGAUAGUAACCCUCAUGUUUCUAAUGUUUAUCACAAGUGCUUUGUUGAAAUUGAUGAAGUUGGAAUCGAAGCUGCUUCUGCUUCUACAACUGUUAUUACGGCCGGGGUGAGUUCCCUCGGCCCUCCUCCGGUCGAUUUCGUAGCGGAUCAUCCUUUCAUGUUCAUAAUCAGAGAGGAGGAAAGUGGUGCUUUGUUGUUCAUGGGACAUGUCCUUAAUCCUUCUUUAUCGAACUAG